This is a messenger RNA of Triticum dicoccoides, 763 nucleotides long. RefSeq lists its product as uncharacterized. The record is from RefSeq and is a predicted model, not a curated record. Bases 144 to 530 code for a protein of 128 amino acids. Lineage: Eukaryota; Viridiplantae; Streptophyta; Magnoliopsida; Poales; Poaceae. The transcript is spliced from 2 exons.
GGAGAACAUUUUGUUGUUGUUGAGAAAAUCCUUUUUUUAGGAGUUUUCGAGAAAAGCCUAAUAAUAAUAAAAAACAGUAACAUGCAGUGAGCCAGAGCAAAUGGGCCAGCCCAUUUGCGAGACCCACCGCAUCGCUCGACAAAAUGUGGCCUGUUUCCCCCCUAGAAAACAUAACAAAAAACGUGGCAUGUUUCUUUCUUUCUUUUGAGAGAACGUGGCCUGUUUUUGGUGGAGCGCGCCCAUUCUCGCCCCCACACCACCACCGGCAACUUCUCCAGAGGUGCGUGCGCGCAGGAGAUGAGAUGGAGAUGGGGAUGGAGAUGGGGACAGAGCGGCUGGAAGCCCUAGCAAAGGAGUAUCCGGGGUACAACACGGAGCUACUGGCGCACCACCUCGACAACGAGAACCUCACUGUCAAGUACAUCCCGGAGGACAUCAAGGUGCUCUUCGAGACGCCCUCCGGCUUCGUCGUCUUCGCCAUAGACUGCACUUGGUGUCAUCACGUGCACACGGAAAAUGUACUGCGUUAAUCACGUACAAAGAAAAGGUACUCCAAUAAUUAGUUUCUGCUACGCUUGCUUGCAUCCAAAACUAUUUGUAAGACCCGCCACGCUCCCUGAACAUAACGUAUGUUCUGCUUCAAGUCUACAGAGUCAGGCCCCGUUUAAUUGCCGCUUUACCCCGGCAUCGAACGAAACUCUCUUUUUUAGAAUCACCUUUUUUGGUUGCUAGUAUUAAACCCAGAUUUUCGGAUUCUCCAUGU